This is a messenger RNA of Hevea brasiliensis (rubber tree), 2390 nucleotides long. Its product is annotated as calmodulin-binding protein 60 A. Gene Ontology annotation, molecular function: calmodulin binding; DNA-binding transcription factor activity; sequence-specific DNA binding. The record is from RefSeq and is a predicted model, not a curated record. Gene Ontology annotation, cellular component: nucleus. Gene Ontology annotation, biological process: regulation of salicylic acid biosynthetic process. Lineage: Eukaryota; Viridiplantae; Streptophyta; Magnoliopsida; Malpighiales; Euphorbiaceae. The transcript has 8 exons. The coding region runs from base 714 to 2303 and encodes 529 amino acids.
CGUUAGUUUAGUUUACGGUAAGCGAUUUCACAGCAAAAAAGACGAGCCCGGGAGAUAGCGAAUAGGCAACGCAGAUGCGGCCAAACCCAGAUAAUUGUAGCAACUAGGAGCACAGAAGCCAUACUUAUACAUACAUACAUACAUACAUGUGUAUGUACAUGCACGACACAACCAUAUCCACAUGAAAAUUAGAGGCACCAUACCAGAAACUUUUCAAUUUUUUUGGAUGCAUGUCAGUCAUUAGCAAUUAUUGCCUUCAUAUAAAUACCUGUUUUCCUUCUACCUGCGCAUAGAUAAUUCAUUGCCUCACUUUCUUAUUCUUCUUGCUGGGUGCCGCAUGUUGGACCCUUUGUCUCUUUCUGUUGUUGGUUUCGUUGAUGAUCGCUACUUCUUUUUAUUGCCUAUACCAGCAACAGAUAGUGCUUUUGCUGUUGCUGUUGUCGGGGGUCGGGUUUGGUUUUGUUUUGGGUUUUCAUAAUGUCGCAGAAGAGGCAGCCUGAGGAGCCCAAGUCUGGCUCGGAAACGAAUAGUCCCGAUGAGAAGAGGAGGAGGUUUAAUUUGAAGACGGGGAAAUGGUGCUUGUGAAUUAAAUUGAAGAAUUUGCUGUGUUGGGUGUAUCAACUGCAUGAAAAUUGUGGUGAACUGUGCUUUCUGUUGUGGAACAUGAAUGCAUUUGCGUUGACAAUUUUUGUGUGGUUCAGGAAGUGAUUAAGAUGCAAUCGGUCCACCAUUUGUUGGAACCAAUUCUGGAGCCAUUGAUUCGCAGGGUGGUCAAAGAAGAAGUUGAAUUGGCUCUUAAAAAACAUUUGGCCAGCUUUAAGCGAAAUAGUGGGGAUGAAAAAGAUUCUUCUGAAUCAAGAAGCUUAAAACUGCAGUUCUCAAACAACCUCUCUCUUCCAGUGUUCACUGGUGCUCGAAUUGAAGGAGAAGAAUAUUCUGCUAUAAAAGUAGCUUUAAUUGAUAUUCUUACAGGGAAAAUAGUUAACUCUGGUCCUGAAGCUUCUGCCAAGGUAGAAAUUGUUGUUCUUGAAGGUGAUUUUGAUGGUGAUGAGGGUGAAAAUUGGACACAUGAUGAGUUUAAGAAUAACAUUGUCAGAGAGAGAGAAGGAAAGAAACCCCUUCUUACAGGAGAUGCGUUUCUGAAUCUAAGCGAGGGCAUUGGUAUAGUGGGUGAAAUUUCGUUUACAGAUAAUUCAAGCUGGACAAGAAGCCGUAGGUUCAGGCUUGGGGCAAGAGUUGUGGAUAAUUUUGAUGGAACCAAUGUAAGGGAGACAAAGACAGAAUCUUUCAUUGUCAGGGAUCACCGAGGAGAAUUGUACAAGAAGCACCAUCCUCCAUCUCUGUUUGAUGAGGUAUGGAGAUUAGAAAAGAUUGGAAAAGAUGGAGCUUUCCAUAAGCGAUUGAGUAGGGAAAAUAUCAAUACUGUGAAGGAUUUCCUGACUCAGCUCUUUAUAGACCCUCAAAGGCUUCGCCAUGUUCUUGGCACAGGUAUGUCUGCUAAGAUGUGGGAAGUAACUGUUGAACAUGCACGGACAUGCGUGCUUGAUAAGAGAAUGUAUUUACAUUACACUCCUGGUUCUCAACAGAAAAGUGGCGUGGUCUUCAAUGUUGUGGGACAAGUUGUGGGACUACUUUCAGAUAGCCAGUAUGUUCCUGUAGAUAAGCUGUCUGAAACUGAGAAGGUUGAUGCUCAAAAUUUGGUAAUUGCUGCAUUUGAACACCCACAGGAGGUUAUCUCUUUUGAUGAUGAAGAGUCUCUUGUGGACGGCUCUUCAAACUUGUCCAACAUUCCUUACCCGUCAAGUUCACCCAGGACAGAGAAUUCUAAUGGAAGCAAGGUUCUGGCUUCACACAAGAUGGGUGGAUUUGAUUAUGCACAACCAAAUGCUGCUUCUCCAGAUAUCAUUUCAUCUAUGUAUUCUGUUGGGAGUGUGAGCAGCUUGGAUGAUUAUGCCUUGCACAGUAUUGAAAAUAUGGGUCUUAGAUAUGAUCAGACUCUGAGUUUCCCAGGCCAAGUCUCCAACCCUCUCAUAUGUGACACUGAUGCCAUGACGCAAGCUUUCUGUGAUGAGGAUCAUCUGCGGUUUUUUGACACAGAAUUUCAGUCUCAGAACCUUAGUUUGGAAGCACCAGCUGAUUUACAAAGUGCUUUGGAUGGCUUCCUAUUGACUCGUUCUACAGCUGUUGCAGUUGAUAGGGCUCAGAGGAGAUGGACAAAGAUCUCGAGUGUGUUGAAAUGGUUCUCUAUUAGGAGACGUGUGGCUUCAAAAAAGACGUGUGUUCGAGAAAUUCAUAGAUAUUAGUGGAAUAUGAAAAAUGUUAUCAUUAGAGUGGCAAAUAUAGUAUAGACAGUGCUGCCCGAGUAAAAUUGCGUGCAGUUUUGGAGACAA